Molecule: messenger RNA, 1219 nt
Organism: Mucor mucedo
Lineage: Eukaryota; Fungi; Mucoromycota; Mucoromycetes; Mucorales; Mucoraceae
Product: Rho GTPase Rho3
Exons: 3
Coding region: 335-880 (181 amino acids)
Biological process (GO): small GTPase-mediated signal transduction
Molecular function (GO): GTPase activity; GTP binding
Source: RefSeq, a predicted model, not a curated record
UACUUUUUUUUUCUAUCUUAUCUUUAUAUGUUCAUACUAACGCACAAUUUGUGUUACUGCUAGCUCCAGAUGUUGCAAAUGACAUGGAAAUUUUUUGAAGUGUUGCGUUAGAUGCGGUUUCAACACUUUUCGUUCCCAUCUUUACCAAGUAAGGCCAUUUUUCAAAAGAAAAUUCUGACGUCAUUCUUUUUUUAUUCGGGUAUUUAAGGGCGUGCCUUUUAUUUAAGGAGAUGCACCUGUCACCGGGUGCCACACCAAGCGGAAAAGCAAAAAAUAAAAAGCCAUCAAAAAUUAAUUUUACAAUUGUUCUUCUUCCUAUUUAAAUUUUCUGAUCAUGCCCUUGUGUGGGAAAAAGUUAGAAGUACAGACACUUAAUAGGAAAUUAGUUGUCUGUGGUGAUGGUGCCUGCGGUAAAACUUCGCUUUUAAGCGUUUUUACAAGAGAUUACUUUCCUCAGAUCUAUGAACCUACAGUCUUUGAAAAUUAUGUGCAGGAGAUUUCCAUCGAUAAUCAGAGUGUUGAACUGUCUUUAUGGGAUACAGCUGGACAGGAAGAGUUUGAUCGAAUCCGACUACUGUCAUACGAAGAUACACAUGUUUUUUUGUUAUGUUUCUCUGUGGAAAACCGAGAUUCGUUUCAAAAUAUUCCAGAUAAAUGGAUGGAGGAAGUAACAGAACAUUGCGGAAAUGCAAAGUUUGUAUUAGUUGCACUUAAAUGCGAUUUAAGAGAUGAGAAACAGAAUACAAUUUCAUACAACGAGGGUUUAGAAAUGGCUAAAAGCAUUGGUGCGAUUCGUUAUUUAGAAUGUUCUGCCAAGCAUAAGCGUGGAGUGAAAGAGUGUUUCGAACAAUCAGCCAAGGUGGCACUUUCAGGUAAAUGAAAUCAUUUAUUUAAUCUGUAAGUUGACACUAAACUAUUUAUAAAACUAGUUAAAUUGAAAACGCCACAUGACUCAAAAUCAAAUUGUAUCAUACUUUAAAUAUUCAAUCCUUUUUCCUUUAAAAUCCUUCAACGCGUUCCUGGAUCUUGAUAAGAUCAGUGAAAAUACCAUAGGCAGUAACAGCAGCACCAGCACCAGCACCCUAAUCAUUAUAUCAGUAUUCUACAUUAUAAUUUCUACCCUAUAUCACCUCUAUUUAUUACCUGAAUAAUGACACCGUUAGGACAGUUUCUGGUGGUAAACUUGAUGAUGUUAUCACUACCCUGGAGGGAAGCAAAA